Messenger RNA from Limanda limanda (common dab), 6210 nucleotides. RefSeq names its product DENN/MADD domain containing 1A (gene dennd1a). Gene Ontology annotation, molecular function: guanyl-nucleotide exchange factor activity; phosphatidylinositol phosphate binding. The record is from RefSeq and is a predicted model, not a curated record. Gene Ontology annotation, biological process: endocytic recycling; endocytosis. The transcript has 22 exons. The coding region runs from base 89 to 2971 and encodes 960 amino acids. Gene Ontology annotation, cellular component: clathrin-coated vesicle; cytosol. Lineage: Eukaryota; Metazoa; Chordata; Actinopteri; Pleuronectiformes; Pleuronectidae.
GUGACAGGCUAGCAUCAGAAAAUAUCCCCGGACAGACGCGUCUGCGCACUGAUAUCUGCUGCCGGCGACUGCAGGGCGACUCAGAAAGAUGGGGUCCCGAAUAAAGGAGAGCCCAGAGUCGACCUUUGAGGUGUAUCUAGAGGUAGCCCAUCCAGGCUCACACAGCUCAGGGCCAAAGGUGCGAAGGCAGUUCCCUGAGGUCUACACAGACCAGGAAACUCUUCAGACCUUGCCCAAGUUCUGCUUCCCCUUCAGCAUGGACAGCCCAACGGUCACCCAGGUUGGCCAGAACUUCACAUUUGUAUUGACUGACAUUGAGAGCAAACAGAGAUUUGGCUUCUGUCGACUGUCCUCAGGUGCACACACCUGCUACUGCAUUCUCAGCUACCUGCCCUGGUUUGAAGUGUUCUACAAGCUACUGAAUAUCCUUGCAGAUUACACAAUCAAAGGCCAGGAAAGCCAAUGGCAAGAGCUCCUGGUAUCACUUCAUGUGCUACCCAUUCCUGAGCCAGGGGUCCCUGUUCAUCUUGGUGUGCAUUCCUUCUUUACUGUGCCUGACACGAGGGAACUCCCGAGCAUACCUGAGAAUAGAAACCUAACUGAGUACUUUGUAGCAGUAGAUGUCAAUAACAUGCUUCAUCUGUACGCUAGUAUGCUUUAUGAACGUCGAAUCCUCAUCUGCUGUAGCAAACUAAGCACUUUAACAGCUUGUGUCCAUGGGUCUGCAGCCAUGCUAUAUCCCAUGCACUGGCAACAUGUUUACAUUCCUGUCCUGCCUGAACAUCUCUUAGACUACUGCUGUGCCCCAAUGCCAUACCUCAUUGGAGUGCAUUCCAGCAUGAUGGAGAGAGUUCGAGGGUUGGCUCUGGAUGAUGUGGUGGUACUAAAUGUAGACACAAACACAUUGGAAACUCCUUAUAAUGACCUUGAAAGCCUGCCCAAUGAUGUGGUUGUAUCUUUAAAAAGUCGUUUGAAGAAGGUUUCAACAACAACAGGGGAUGGAGUGGCUCUAGCCUUCCUCAAGAGUCAGGCAGCUCUGUUUGGCAGCUACAGAAACGCUCUGCACAUUGAGUUGGGAGAGCCAAUAACUUUCAAUGAAGAAACAUUUGUGAAUCAUCGUACCAGUGCCAUGAGACAGUUCCUUCACAACGCUAUUCAGCUGCAGCUCUUCAAACAGUUCAUUGAUGGGCGUCUAGACUUGUUGAACUCAGGCGAGGGUUUCAGUGACAUCUUUGAGGAGGAGAUCAACUUGGGCGAAUAUGCAGGAAGUGACAAGACCUACCACCAGUGGCUGUUCACUGUAAAGAGAGGCGGUGGUGCUAUCUUCAAUACAGUGAAGACAAAGGCAAACCCAGCCAUGAGGAAUGUUUACAAGUUUGCCAAAGACCAUGCAAAAAUGCGUAUUAAAGAAGUCAAGAGCCGGCUAAAGCAGAAGGAGCAGGCAGAAAAUGGCUUCUCUACAGGAGUGUCAUCAGUCAUCAAUGAUGAAAGCUCAACAAGCAUUGUCUCCCCUCCCAGUGGAGUCAGGACGGAGGGUGCACAGCAAACCUGGGAUGACCACAGGGCAAUCACUGUGCACUUUGGACAGGCUCAGCCACCUGUGUUGUUGAAAAGACCAAAAAGCAAUCUGAGUCUGGAAACCAGCCUUGAACAGCCACAGCCAUACCACUCCCUGAAGGAAGGAGAGUUGAGAGAAGGUGAUGAUCCUAGUAUUGGGGCUGAGAGUCGCACUGCUCCUCCCAGCCCAGUCAAUGAGAAAUUAUCCAAUGUCAACUUGCUUGGGGAUAUAUUCAGCUGCCAAGAUGAGCCUGACAUCCAACCAAUUACCUUGGCUAAAAGUCUUGAGGACCUGAGGACUCCCAAAGACCCAGGGGAGCUACAAGCUACAUUUACUUACCAGCGGAUGGACCUGUGUGUCGAUGAAAACUCUCAAACAUUUCCAGGCCUCAAGCUCUCUAAGCCUUAUAAUAAGCUAUGGAGUACAGGGCCGUAUGAGCCGACCUUGCCCAUUUGUGCACCUCCUGCCUGUGAUGCAGGUGCAUUUAUACAACUUCCUGUGCAGACAGAAGCCCACUCCCCAAGCCAUGAAAGCUCUGACCUGGGUUCUGACCUUUUCAUGCCUUCCACCCCUGGCAACAUUACCAUCCCACGUCCCCAUGGAAGAAAGACACCGGAGCUUGGUUCUGUCCUUGCACCCCCCAUGGCCCAGUCACGCUCUAAAGCAGCAGAAACUGGUGAAGGAAGGACUGCAUUUGGGGGGAAAGAGUUUCGGCAAGCUCUGAGCAUGACCACAGAUGGAGAACUGCUGAAAUCCACCAACACAGCUGAGGGCAGUAUAGAUCUGAUAAGCCUGCUUGACCCCCUUAAUAGUUCAGCAAAGAUUGACUCCACUUCACUGAAAUAUGGUGGAUGCAUUGGCAUUUCGCCAUCUUCCUGCAAACCAACACUUCCACCAAGGUCUUACCCACAGGGCUUACCUAUUUUCCCAAUGCAUCCUCAAAUGUCACUUAACCCUUUUGUCCAGUCUCUGCAACCUACCUCCCCUCAAAUGCAUUAUUCAAUGACUGCAAGAAGGAAUCCCUUCAGUACAGUGUGUGGGCCUCCAGUAGGCUCCUACUUACACUCUCCAACCCAGCCACAGUCCAUUUCUACACUAUCAGGGCUUUACAGACAGCAUUCGCCAGGCAGUUCAACUCUGCCACACAGCUAUGGACUGCUCCAGUCAACCUUCUCCUCCUCAGAAACCUCACUGCUUCACUCCUCUGCCAGCAAUCAUGCCCUUUCCAACCUGGCAGACUCAAUGUCUGUCCCUAGUACAGCUAUGAACUUGGUGGUAAAGCCUCUUUCUUCAGAGGCAGACAGCCAGAAGAGUCGGGAUCCUUUUGGGGACCUGAUGACUAUGGUCAAGCCAGCUACACCCCCAAAAAAGAAGGUGGAGGACCUUCGGAGGAGGUGGGAAACGUUUGACUAAAGUUUGUUAAGGUGCCCUCUCUGUAACUACACUAACUUCCCUCACUAUUGGAUCCAAACCUAUUGCAUUUACUGAGACAUUAGCCAUAAUACACUCUGUUCUGCUUACGCAACUCAUUGUCAUAGAAGAAUUAGAGCUUUACCUGGCAUGUAACACUUGCUGUGGAAUGCAACUUUAAAGUUUUGUAAGAAUUGUCCUAAUCCUCAAUUCUUAAAGGUUUGUUUUGUAAUCAAUGUGAACUCAUGCUGGGUAAAGAAAAAAAGAGUAGAUGACAUCAUAUGUGCGUUAUGCCAGUUUAACUUCAGGUUUAUUCUCAAUAUAAGUAAUUCAGCAAGUCAGAAAACAUUGUUUAUGAAUUGUAAAGUAGUGUCUACCAGAAAUGGUAAAUACAAUACUUAUAGGCAUCAAAAGCUAGAUGAAACUAGUCAGGAUUAAUAAAGCUAACUAACAUUGAAGGGAAAUUCAGGUAGUAAGUAGUUGCUGUUGCCAACUGUAUUAGACUGAUUUGGCAAAGGGAGACAGGGUGUAUAUGGCUCUUAUGAACAUGUAUGUUUUUUUUCCAGUGCAAUCUGAGUUGAUGGUGCCUGAACAUCUUUCUUCUGAUGCUGUCCAUUUGGCCAUGGCAUCCAGAGAAGCAACACAGAGGAAAACUAUGUUAAUUUUAAUAUCUGAGUUACUGAAGAAGUGUAAAAAUUCUCAGGGUUCAUUAUGAAACUGUAGUGGGUCAAACACUGUCAAUACAUGGUCAUUCAUUGUCGUCCAAGACACAUUCACAUUGACACUGCUAAAGAAAUGUGGACACAUAUGUCCCAGUCCACCUUAUAAUGGUCUGAAUGAUAGGAUCUUGUUUUUCCGUUGUGAAUGUGAGCAUAUACUUGUCCUCAGUGCAUCUUGGGUAUGUUUGCCUGUACUUAGAGCUCUCCAUUGUGAUCAGAUCACUCAGGACAGAUGUUAAUUCAAGGUCAAAAUGCGAUCUCUGUUUGCAGUCAGUCAGUAGUUGCUAUGUCAGAGCAACACCUUGGUGCAAUCCAUCUGAAGUAUGUCAGCAAUAUUUGAGCAAACGCCUUACAAUUUGGAUUAUUUAAUUAUCUCUUAAUGUAGAAGUUUUACGUAUUAUUGGGAAGUCUGCCUUUACUUAUGUGAAAUUAAUAUUGUACCAACAAAAAUGGAUUCAUGGGAAACUAUAGAUCUACUGGACAUGAUGUAAAUGACAAAAGUUGCUCAUUAGUGCAGUUUUACCAUGUAAAAUUACUUUGUUAAAUUACUAAAUAUAGCAUACCAAAAUGAAAUGUCUCAGCACCAUCGUUGCAUAAUGUACAUUAAUUUGCCCCCAAUGAAUAAUAAAGUCAUAAUCUUAUACAGACCUCUUUUUCCUAUAUAAUGGUAAGUGGUCUGCAUUUAUUUAGUUCUUCUCUAGUUUUUAUGAACUCAAAGCAAUUUACAGUCCAGGUUUCCCACCUUCACACACAAAUUUACAUGUGAAGCACUCUUUAUUAAGCAUCACUGGUAAAAUGCUGGCACAGCUGUCAGUGGCAUUUUGGGGUAGAAUAUUUUACCCAAGGACAUUCGGAAUGAGGGAGACAGGGAUCAAAAUGCUGUUAGUGGAUAACUUGCUCUACCCCUGAGCCCCAGCUUCCCUCUGAUUAAUACGCUCCACUAUUAAAACAUCAUGCCAUUAAAUCAACCUUUACAUCUAGAAAAUUCACAGAAUCAGAUUCUUGACAAACUCUUCCAAAAUCUUAAAAUAGAUAUAAUCUUAGAAUAGAAUGUAUUACAAUUUUGCUAAUUGGGACACACAUGUAUAAUGAAAAAUAUUUUUUUAACAGUGAUUCGUGACUUUUGCUGCAGACUGUGAUUUCAUGAUUUUCGUCUUUUCUUGUGUGGAGUGACUAAAGGGUACAAAUGUGCAUUUAAAUCAGAGUUAAUGAAUCAUUCUCCUCAACAGAAGGCCCUUGUUACGUUGGGAGAAACUGUUGUGAUAAAACAAAACACACACAAAUACACACACAGCUUUCCGCUCCACUAACAUCAACAGAAAAAAGAAAUGUGUGUCUGCUGAACACUGCUGAAUUUGCACACCAAGAUAACCUUGCUUUAAGAUGUUCAGAUGCCAACACAAUUCAUUGCAUAGCACCCUCCCAUGUCUUCUGUCUUUAAUGCAACCACUUUCGCAUAGUGCUUAUUAUAGUAUCAGUAUAGAUUUGUGAUUCAAAAUAGCACACAUUACCUACUGAGAUACACUCACAACAACAUUUGUCUUAUUGAUGUUGUACAAUUACCAUGUCUUAGUAAUCUGCUGUAGUCAUUUGACUUCUUAAUGGCAUUAGGAUACCGGUUCAAAAUGUGGUAAAUCUCAUGUUCUGCAUUUAAUCACCUUUUUAUGUUUUGGUUAAUUUAUGCACAGUUCUGUUGUUUUUGGCCUCCCUACAUUUUUACAAAGAAACAUUUUAAGAAGAUCUUCAAACAUACAAUUGACUGUAAUGUCCGCCAAAUUAUUAAAAUCUUUAGGGAUGCGUUCAUCUGUGUUGCUGCUAAUAUAUGCACAUAUCUGCCUUAGUCAAUUCUUUCUCUGUUUGAUGAUAAUGAUGUUUAAUAAGUUACACACGCAUUAAGCAUUGUGAUGUCCAUUGUACAUAGAGUAGAAAUAGCGGUUCUCACAAUUUUGCCACCAGUUUCUAGUUCAGCUCAUUUUGACUUUAACAAGAGAAAUCAUGUAGCUGUCACAUCUUGUCAACCUUUACUGGUUUCCAGGUGAUCUUGGAACGUCUAUGUGUGGUGAAUGCCAAAAAGUCUUAAUCACUUAUAAGGUUCUGUACAGGUAUACUUGCUGUUGUAUCAGUAUACAGAUGACAUCUAUUCUAAGACUGAUUAAAGAGUGGUGACUACUGUCCUAUAAGACCUAAGUUGCUUAAAAUAGAAAUCUUUCUCAUAAUAUAUCAGCUUAAAUUUUACAGCUGACUCGACACAGCGCCUAUCAUUUCCCUGCUAUAAUUCUUCUAAUGACAAUGCCCAUAAGUUUGAGUCCAGAGAUGGAAGUGCAUCUGGAAAGUUUUCAAACCCUUAACAAAUUUUCCACAUUUUGUUGUUCAGACUCAUCUUCAAAUGGAUUCACUUAAUUUUUUUUCUCAUGAAUCUACAACUGUGAUUCCACAAUGACAAAGCAAAAACUGUUUUUUGGAGUGUUUUGUAAAUUUAUUAAAAAUAAAAGAGUGAAAUAUUCUAUUUACAUAAGUAUUCAG